GGAACUGAGCUAACGUCUGAACGCAUCUAGGGUGGUACUUUAAGAAAACUGACCAAAAGCUGCCAGGAUGUUUCUCCGAUUACUGUCAGAUGUCCGGUGGCGGGCAGCUAACCCAAGAUGGAGAAGAAUGACGACGUGCUCCCGGCGAAGUACCUCAAGUACAGCAGAACCUCACCCACUUUCCUUGCCAGCACAGGCGCAGGUUGUCAUCUGUGGUGGUGGAAUCAUGGGCACAUCAGUGGCAUAUCAUCUUUCCAAGCUGGGUUGGAAGGAUAUAGUCUUACUUGAGCAGGGCAGAUUGGCUGCUGGGACUACUCGAUUUUGUGCUGGCAUUGUGAGCACAGCCAGGCCAGUGUCCAUAGAGCUCAAGAUGGCAGACUAUUCCAACAAGCUGUAUCAGCAACUGGAGCAAGAGACGGGAAUAAAAACAGGGUACAUGAAGACAGGCUCUAUUUCACUGGCUCAGACUCAGGAUCGACUAAUCUCUCUGAAACGCAUUGCUUCAUCGCUGAAUGUAAUGGGAAUACCUUGCGAAAUUAUCACCCCAAAGCAAGUGGCACAGCUCCACCCACUUAUCAACAUUCACGACCUUGUGGGGGCCAUGUAUGUGCCAGAAGAUGCACUCGUGUCAUCUGCCGAUGUGAGUCUGGCUCUGGCAACUGCUGCCUCGCGGAAUGGCGUCCAGAUUCAUGAACGGACAAGUGUCAGUCAUGUCUUGGUCCAGAAGGGUCGCGUGACUGGAGUAGAGACUGACAGAGGACAGAUUUCAUGCCAGUACUUUGUCAACUGUGCUGGCCAGUGGGCCUAUGAGUUGGGUCACUCUGGGGAGGAACAAGUCAGUAUCCCAGUCCAUGCCUGUGAACACUUCUACCUCCUGACGUAUCCUUUGAAGGAACCUCUAGCAAGCAGCGUACCAACUAUUGUAGACCCAGAUGGCAGGAUCUACAUACGCAACUGGCAAGGUGGCAUCCUCUCAGGAGGCUUUGAGAAAAACCCCAAACCUCUCUUCACAGAGGGACGGAACCAGCUGGAGAUUCAGCACCUCCAGGAAGACUGGGAUCAUUUUGAGCCACUUCUGAGUGCCCUUCUGCGCAGGAUGCCAGGUUUGGAGGCUUUGCAGAUCAUGCAAUUGGUGAAUUGCCCAGAAACCUUCACGCCAGAUAUGCGGUGCAUCAUGGGAGAGUCGCCCACUGUGCGGGGCUACUUCGUUCUGGCUGGAAUGAACUCAGCUGGUAUCUCAUAUGGUGGGGGAGCAGGCAAGUACCUGGCAGAGUGGAUGGUAAACGGUUAUCCCUCAGAAAACGUCUGGCCUCUGGAUUUGAAACGCUUCGGUACUCUCCAGAGUAGUCGCACGUUCCUCCGUCACCGUGUGAUGGAAGUAAUGCCUCUCAUUUGUGAUCUGAAAGUUCCCCGUUGGGACUUCCAGACUGGCAGGCAGCUGCGCACUUCACCAUUGUAUGACCGUCUGGAUGCACAGGGAGCUAGAUGGAUGGAGAAACACGGGUUUGAGAGAGUCAAAUAUUUUGUCCCACCUGGGAAAGAUCUACUGGAUUUGGAUCAGAGCAAAACCUUUUACAAACCAGACUGGUUUGACAUUGUGGGUUCGGAAGUCAAGUGCUGUAAGGAAGCAGUUUGUGUCAUUGACAUGUCAUCUUUUACUAAGUUUGAAAUAAGCUCCACAGGAGACCAGGCACUGGAGAGUCUACAGUAUCUCUUCUCAAAUGACCUGGAUGUGCCAGUUGGGCAUGUUGUGCAUACAGGCAUGCUUAAUGAGCAAGGAGGUUAUGAGAAUGACUGCAGCAUAGCACGACUGAACAAACGCAGCUUCUUCAUGAUUUCCCCUACUGACCAACAAGUCCAUUGCUGGGCCUGGUUGAAGAAUCACUUGCCCAGCGACAGCAACCUGACUGUGGAAGAUGUGACCUGGAAGUACACGGCUCUCAAUCUGAUCGGUCCUCGUGCUGUGGAUGUCUUGUCAGAGUUGUCGUAUGCCCCAGUAACUCCAGAACACUUUCCCUCUCUCUUCUGCAAGGAGAUGAGCGUGGGCUAUGCUAAUGGAAUCCGCGUGAUGAGUAUCACUCACACAGGAGAACCUGGAUUUGUGCUGUAUAUCCCUAUAGAGUACGCCCUCCAUGUGUACAAUGAGGUGAUGAACAUGGGACAGAAGUAUGGGAUUCGGAAUGCUGGUUAUUAUGCGCUCCGCAGCCUUCGCAUCGAGAAGUUCUUUGCAUUCUGGGGCCAGGAUCUGGAUGCCUUCACCACUCCUAUGGAGUGUGGACGUGAGUUCCAGGUCAAGCUGGAAAAGGGAAUGGAGUUCAUUGGCCAGGAAGCAUUGUUAGAGCAGAAGCAGAAUGGUGUGUACAAGCGUUUUACUAUGUUCAUUCUUGAGGACCAUGACACAGAUAUGGACCUCUGGCCCUGGUGGGGGGAGCCCAUUUUCCGCAACGGCCGCUACGUGGGCAAGACCACCAGCAGUGCCUACAGCUACACUCUGGAGCGCCACGUCUGCCUUGGCUUUGUGCACCACUUUGAUGAGAAGACAGGAGAAGAGCUGGUGGUGACAACUGACUUCAUCAACCAGGGCGACUAUGAGAUCAACAUUGCUGGACAGCGCUUCCAGGCCAAAGCCAAGCUCUACCCCUUCAGCUCUCUCUUUACACACCGUCGCCGCAAGGAUGAGAUGGAACUGAGUGGCUACCAGAGGGAGUAAUGCUGACUAGACCCAUUCUUUUUCCCAAGCUGGAGUCUUCUGCCGUCAUCUUCCAGGCCCUCUCCUCAUCCCAUAUUUCUUUCAUCUCCUUUCUGGUCUUGCAAUUUUUAAACUUUUUCCAGUGUGUUGCAUUUUGUACGUUUUAGAACUUUUAAUUUUCAAGCUUUCUCAGCCCUUUGCCCGGUCUGUCUCCCUCCUUCAACCCUUCGCUUGCCAGGCUCCCCCCUGCCCCAGUGGAUGAAGGGCAGUGUUGAGCAUGCAUCCAGAAGUCUACGGGAGUAUACAGCGGGAAGCCUGUGUAGGAGUGAACACCAGAGGCCCUAGCCUUAUGGUGAUGGGAAGGGUUGAGGUGAACUCCUGAGGACUGUGCCCUUUCUGCCUCCUCUUUGGUGGAAGGCUUGCAACAGCAGGUGUUUGCUGCCUGUAGUUCAGGUUUCCUGUCCCCUUGGCUCAACUCUGUGUGACUUCACCUUGCUCUCCACAUAUCGCUUUGUAGAGGAGUCAGUGCAUUGACACACACAGCAAUAGAACGAUCAGCUACCUCACUGGCACAAGACAUAGCAUUGCGUGAGCAGCAGCGAAGAGGCGGGUCUUGGUAUAUUCCAGCCUGUCACUGCCCUCAUUUGUCCAUCGUUUUUUCCCUAACAGGGAGUCAAAUAGAGUUAAUCAUCAGAUCACUGAAGUGACAGUAGUGCCGGUAAGCUUUUUGGUUGUUAUUGUUCGGAUUGGGUUUUUUGUGUGGGGUCACUGAAACUAAACGGCUUUCUAUAAACAUAGUUGAAGAUCAACAUGUGUGUUUUACUUCUAUAAAGGAAUAGGUUUUCUGGAGUUUUUAUUAGCAGAAAUACUUAUUUCUAACAAGGGCAGAUGUUAGUCUUUAGUAUUAAUAGCACUGUUGAAGCGCUGUUUCUGUGUCAGCUGCACGGCGCACAGUCUCUUUGUGGAUUCUCUUUCACUCUCUUUUGCUUAUGUGACUCGAUCAAGCCCCUCUGGCAAGGUUCAUGCGGCAAAUGCAAGUUUCGUAUGAAACUUGUGUUAGUUUGAGGGACUUGAGCAGCAGGAGGGAACAACAUCUUGUGUUUUCAGCUCACUGUGGCUAUUUUGAAAUUAGAGCAAAAGACCCAGCAUUUGUCUCACCUGUGGUGCUGGUAGUACAGCAAGAAACGCUGUGCUUUUUCUGGGGGUGAGAGAGCAUCUCCUGCAGGACUCAAGGAAAUUGUGUCCUGUUUCUCCCCUCAAGUCUGUCACACUUCUUACCUCUCAGUCUUGGUAAUACCUCAGCUGAAGGGAGUGAGUUUUUGUGCCAGGUCCUGAGUAUAGAAGAGGAAUUUUAAAUUGCUUUUCUUCAGUAAAGCUCUUUGCCGUCAUGCUCAUAGAGAUGCUUCAGACUCUGCAGUUGGGAUUCACUCCUCCAAGUGUCAAACUAUGCCCUGAUUGAAACACUAAUGGCAAAUGGCAGAGAAGUGGGGGGAAAGCCAUAUUGUACUGCACAGAUUUGCCUCUCUUUUUUUUUUUUCUUUUUCCUCUUCCCAUUGUGAGCUUAAUCAAAAGCAACGAUUCUCUUUAUUUACUUGAAAGAGAUCUUUUGAACAUUUUCCCUGUCUCUGGCACGUGCUUAUUCUCCUCCUUAUUCUCCUCCUGUCAAAGCUAACAUCCUUCUGUCUGGAGUUCAGCCUUGCACUGAUGUCUGCCCUGUCAGCCACGUGAGCUCUUUCCCCUGUCAUCUAGAACCUUUUUUGGGCACUUCCUUUUCCACUGAAUGGGGGAGCAUCAGUAAGGUAAAUGGGAGCAGAUCAGUGCCCAAGACCUUACCAGGUUCUUGUUGUUUUAAGUUUGUUUCCUACUGUUUCAAUUGCUUCAGAUCAUGCCUUGAGUUGAGUCGGAUCUGCCAGUAUGCAGUACUUAUGAGCUAGACGUUCUCAGUAUACAAAGGGGGUUGGAUGGCUUUAAAGGCAGAAGAGGUGAAAGUCCAAAACCUUUACGCCUUAUAAUAGGUUGUCAGAGCAAGCUCCCCCAUGCAGCGUGAUAAAGAAGCUGUGCAACCUAGGAAUGAAGAACUGGGGAAAGGGUGUAAGAUGAAAAGAGAAUUAAGGAUUCAAGCAUCUGGUGACAGGAGAUGUAAUACGUUGAACAUGGAUGUCACCUCUUUGCGCAUGCUCUCCUUUGUAAAUAGUGGAUUCCUUUGUAGUGUGUGUCAUCGUUAAGGAUUUCAAACUUGUUUUCAAAUUGGUUUGUAAAAAUUCCCCUACCUUUGAAGUGCAGUGACUAUGGUAGGAUAGCAGUUUGAGAGCUCACAGGAAAGAGAUGGCCACAUGACUGUAGAAGGUGGAGAUUCAACUUGAGUGUCAUUCCUUCCAAAUUCCUCUGUUACUGCUGUCUGAAUUGAACUUCUGCCUGCCAUGUCAGGAUUAAUGGCCUGUUUCACCUAAAGCGUCAUAAGGCAUCUAAUAGCAAGUUAAAGUCCAGAAUCACUUUUUUCCUGUCCUUCCUCCUAGAUAUUACAAUCCCGCUAUUUCCAUCCUGGGUAUGUGUACCAAAGAGGGCCUCUGCUCUACCAGCAUGUUAGGUGGGAAGAAUGCACAAGGUCUCAAAAACACUUGUUGGUUCUCUCCUCUCUCUGCCUGUUACAUGGGACAUUGCUGUGCCUUCCUUAUCCAGGCAAAGAGGUGAUAGACCAAAGAAAGAGUUUUAUACUUGCCACUUAGGAUGUGUCUUAGAGCGGCCCUUCAGAUUAGCAUUUAUUGGUCAUUUGUUGUCACUGGUGAGACAUGAUAGUUCUUCAGGAGAAAAUAAAGUGUAUUUCUGAGGCAAGCUAGAGUACUUAAUGCAGCUGCUGACGAGAGAUGUUAGCUUAAACCGUUCAGUUUGUUCUCUGGAGAGUUAUGACUAGUUAAGACCAAACUGAAAAGUUAGCAGCAUGUUGUCCCCUAACAACCAUUCCUUCUUGAAGUAUCUUUUAAGCUACAAUCAGUUACAUUCCUUGCUUUUCCUAAUUUAUGGGUGCCUGUUAGUACCUCACGUAACUCACAUAAUGUUACAUCCCUCCCUAAGCUGUCGCGUUUUGUCGAUUCCUUGAGUGGGUGCUGAAAGACUUGAGUAAAAUCUGUAUUAGAGAAGGACUCUAUUGUUCAUAUUUAAUGAUCUGAGGAUAAAACUAAAGCUGUCUAUUUAGGAAUGAUGUUUUCUGUUUCAGGAAGGUGUAUUACAGUGAUUUUUUUCACAUCUAACUUUGCCAGACUUAUUUUCUUUGUCUUUUCUCUGUGCUGACUCCCAGUGUCCAGAUUUGAUGUGACUUGAUGGGCAGUUUCUUCUUUUUAUUUUGUGGCAAGGAGGGGAGGCUAUGCAGUACUUGCACCAAGACUUGGAGAUGAAGUGGAAGCUUGUAUUCCUCCUUUCUGCUGUAGCGUUCAAGCUGUCUUAGUGCUUGUUGCUUUUUCUGUAACACCUCUUAAUUCCAGCCUGUGGCUGUUGUAGAUCCUCUUGUGAGCAAGGUUCCCCUCUUCGUUCUACCUGGUGCUUCAUCAUCUGAGCUAGGUUUGCUCUAAAUCUGUCUCUUUGUGUCAAGCUUAAGCUCUUCAACUUUUCGAUGCUGCGGAUACCAGUGUCGUGACUCCCAUGUGGAUUUGUGGCUGCUGUCACCUGCUCCAGCAGGCCCUGCUCCGAGCUGCUUUACCCUGCAAACCUCUUCCCCGGCGGCUGCAGAACUCAUUGUGUGGCAACCUGGACUGAGACCUGGUCGAGGUGAAAAGUAACCUGGAAAUUCUUUUAAUCAUAUCGGUUGCUUGAUUCAGUCCAGCAUGCAGCCUCUCUACUGGCGCAGGCACAAUAAAAGAGGCAUCUGGGGAUGCCAAAAAGAGAUCUUUUUAACAGCCUCAACCUUUUCAUUCUGUUCCCGCCACCUUCUGUAAUAUAGGCCAUGCUUCCACUGUUUAACCCUGCCUUCUUCCUGUGCUAGUAUUUUCCUGCUGUCCUUAACACCUUUUUAAUGUCCUUCCUCUGCUGGUGGAGCACAUUAAUUCCUUUUGCCACUCUGAGAGCAGGGCACGACGAGGUAGAAACAGAAAGGGGGAUGGAAACCAGAUGAGGUGAGAGGGAAGGAGAGGCAUGAUUGCAGUUGCGUCCUUUGUCCAUUACUCAUCCUCAACCACUUAAGACCGGUCUUGGAGAGACUACCAGCCAUGAUUUCCCGCUCAGGAAACGUGUUGCUCUGCAAAGCUCUGCAGACUUAGUGCUGGCCACACACUGUGAGUGAUAGCUAUGACUAUAGACAGAAUCAGGACAGCGUUAUCUAGGAAACAAGAAUGGCAGUGGCAUCUGUUUUCCAACAUAAGUUUCGCUCUAUCACUUUUCAUUCAGAAGAAAGUAAGCACGCCAAACUGGAGGCAGUGGUGAAUUUGUGUAGCAGAUUGCUUGAAGUACUUGUCUCUUUGGCACGUUCUUGCAGGUAGCGUCUAACUGCAAAUGUACAGCAUUGACAGUUGCAUGCCCAGAGCUAGCCUUCGCCUUCCAUCCCGCUUUAACUGAAAGGUCUCUUUUUCGUGAAGAACUCUACAAACAAAGUAGUUUCCAUGUUUGAAAAAGAAAGUUACUUGCAAACACAGAAUUCUUUCUAGUUUCAAAGCCACUAGUAAAGUUUCUAGCCACUGGUAAAGUUGAGCAAAAAGUUCACAAUCUUCAGAUUUGUCCUACCAAAUGAUUUUAUUAUAGUACCUGUUCAGGUUAAUUUUAGACCAGUUUGGGAUGUAUUUCUGUUUUAAACUACCUUUUCCUUAAGCCAUUGUUAGUUUGUUUUUGUUUGUUUGUUUUUAAUGGAGGCAGGGAGCGGGGCUGGGGGAGGAAGGGGUUAAUGUCAUCAGACCGCUUCCACCUGUCUGCAGAAGGCAUUUGGAAAUUUUCUUUGCACUUUAAACUUUUCUUAAAACAUUGUAAUUGCAGCGUGCUUCUAACCCUCAGCAAGACUAGUCUUUGCGUUAGAUGAGGGAAAAACUUGGAAUAUUUGUAAAUGCCUUAAAGCUUUAGGUUAGGUACGUGUGCACUGAUGGUAUGUGCCAUUUGAUUUCUUACUGAAGGUCGGUGCUCUGAACGUACAGAGCAGAUACAAAUGUCAGCAGAUAUUUUUGAGAAAACACUGGGGAGGGUGGAAGCUAAUGUUCUAGUACGUUGCUCAUCUGCAGACUGGCGUUUGUCUUGACCUGAGAUAAAUCCGUUGGGAGACCCUGUGUAAAUGCACCGUUUCUGUGCCUGUGCGACUUGUUUGUGCUGACACAUGUUCCCCUUUUUCCCAGAAAUGUAUUUAUUCAGUAUAUUGCUCAUGCUGUAGUGGGUUUUAUCCUUUGCUUAAAGGAAGAAGCCCUGGUUGGUUUAGAGUACGAGUGUCUCGUGGCAUUAAAGGAAACAAAAUUCUCUGCUUGAAUGCUUUCUUUGCUGUAUUAGCUAACAUUUGCAGACCUGAGUCAGGAAAUGUGGGAGCUAAGGCUUUUUCAGCAGUGGGGAUCUUUUUGUGUUGCCCUUAGCGUUUGUUCAGAUGACUCUGAGACUUCUCAUCUCCUGUUUGUUUUAAAACUCUUUUGUAUGGCUAAUGUCAGGUUUGCUUUUGAGUGACAGUGUAAAACAUACCACUUCUCUGCAGGUAUGACAAACUAAGCUUUGUUCCAAAAGUAUUGCCUGUUCAAAAUAAGGUGUCUUCAUGAAGAGGAGUGGGAAAUUAUAAGGAAAGAGGCACUCGAGAAAGGUGUUCACGGUCAUGUUUAUUAAUUUGUUGAUACUGAUAAGAACUGAUCUUCCCACACAAACACUUGGUGCCUGCAAGUUUAGUAGUUACUCGGAGCUGUCAGCCAGCCCAACUAGUGAAUUAUUCCAUUUUGUAUCUACAAAGAAAAGUCCUAAACUUUAGCCUUUCACUGUGGCACAGUUGGGAUUUCUUCCGUGCUACAAAUAGUUUUUCCUAUGUGAGGCCAAAAUCUGGCUUUCCUGUGGUGAGACGAGUUACAUUUAUACCUUUAUCCCUACGCUAGCGAUGUAAUCUGAGGCAGAUGGAUUUUCCUGAAGUCGCUGGCUGAUUCGUUUGCAUCUGUGAUGGUCAGAAUUAUAGCAGGGUAGGUGUCUGAUAUCCUGUAUGAUCUUCUGCAAGACAAAGGACGCAAGCUGCAUUUGGGGGAAGCAAGCCUACUUCUGCUACUGAGCCUACUGCCUCCCGGUCAGCUGAAUGAUAACAACGUUUUGUGGCUCUUUACUAACAGUUUGGGAAAGCCCCUUUUAGCAAGAUGUGGCCCAGAUCGAUUCCUUGCUGCUCUUAAGACAGCGUGCUUUCUUUUUGCCACUUUCCGUUCUGCUCCUGGCUGUGCGUGUGUGACGGCUCCCACUGCCGUUGACGCUGCUUUUGGAGGAGACCUGAGUUGUGUGGGAGAAGCACUUCCCGUUCUUUGACAGAUGUCCAGUGUAGGAUGUUAGUCUCCUGAGCAGAGACUGCCAUCUUGCGAACCGCACACAGUACUGGACAUCCCUUCUCAGCUGAUAAUUUAUCUGAGUAUCAGAUGCACCUUGGUUGCCCAAAGUCGCUUGGUGCUUUUAGCAGUCUCCUGAGAGCUGAUGUUAAAGGGCUGGGAGGACUUCUAAAAUAUUCUACCGCAUAAAUUUUAAGAACAACUGAAGCUUGAACCUGUGAAAAUAUUUUCUAGUGCCUUAUUCUUGUGAAUGUUGUGCAAUUGAUGUAACUGAGAUGGGACAGAGCAAGGAGCAACUUCAGGAACAUAAUUCCUGACCCACUACAAACACGUCCCUCUCCCCGUGCAGGGUCUCAGCAAGCAAACACCAACAGAUCAUUUCGGGCAGUACAGUGAUGCUUUUUAAUCCGUUUGAACUUUGGGAUCGACGUAAUGUUAGAUUGUACAGUAUCGCGCCGCAUAGUCUGCCUUUGUGAGGAGCAGUAGCCUCACUUCUGUUGGUUUUGAAUUGGAAGGGGUUUAUGGAGAGACAGAAGCUGCUUUGAUUAUUGGACCCAGUUGGGGGGGGACAUGGACAAUUGUUCCCAAGCGCACAAAUAAGGGUGAGCUUGCUGCUGUCCACUGAGGCCAUGUUAUUAUAUAUGCUGUAUUUAUAUCAUGCUUUACUUCAUUUAAUAUUUUUGGUUGGCUUCAAUGUUGCUCGGUUUGUAUAUUAAUAAAGGGACAUUUUAACUACUCUCGCUACUGGA
Molecule: messenger RNA, 9902 nt
Organism: Struthio camelus australis
Lineage: Eukaryota; Metazoa; Chordata; Aves; Struthioniformes; Struthionidae
Source: RefSeq, a predicted model, not a curated record